This is a messenger RNA of Mercurialis annua (annual mercury), 2565 nucleotides long. RefSeq names its product subtilisin-like protease SBT5.4. The transcript is spliced from 11 exons. Bases 12 to 2336 code for a protein of 774 amino acids. Lineage: Eukaryota; Viridiplantae; Streptophyta; Magnoliopsida; Malpighiales; Euphorbiaceae. Gene Ontology annotation, molecular function: serine-type endopeptidase activity. Gene Ontology annotation, biological process: proteolysis. The record is from RefSeq and is a predicted model, not a curated record.
AAAGAAACAAAAUGAUGAAUAAACAAAUAAGGCUCGCAAUAAUUUCCCCUUUGGCUUUUUCUACUCUUCUACUUUCCUUUUUGUAUAUUCCUUCUAAUUAUGCUACACCGCAGGCUUAUGUCGUCUACCUAGGGGAUCAAUCCCAAUCAAUUGCUGAUGGUAAAGACAUUUACGAUGAUGAAAAAGUGACCCAAUCACAUUUUGACAUGUUGUCAUCACUCGGCAUUCAUGCUGACAGUGGAAAACAAAAUGAGAAUAAACUACUUUACUCAUACACAAAAUCCAUGAAUGGGUUUGCUGCAGUUCUUGACCAAUCUCAAGUACAAAUGCUUAAGAGUAAACCUGGUGUAAGAGCAGUAUUCCCAAAUAAAAGAUAUGAAUUACACACAACACAUUCAUGGGAUUUUCUUCAAUUGGAAAACCGUGGUGUUGCUGGUCCUGCCUCCCUUUGGAACGCGGCUAAGUAUGGCCAAGAUAUUAUUAUUGCUAAUCUUGACACCGGUGUUUGGCCGGAAUCAGCAAGUUUUAAAGACGACGGAAUGGGGCCAGUUCCGGCAAGAUGGCGAGGAAGUUGUACGGUCGAGAGUGGAAUUCACUGCAACAAAAAGCUUAUAGGAGCAAAAAUGUUCACCAAAGGAGCCGAAGCAAAUGGACUCGUAAUCCCCAAGGAAAUACACAACGGACGCGACUACAACGGCCAUGGCUCGCACACAUUAUCAACAGCAGGCGGUGCUUUUGCUCCGGGAGCUAAUUAUUUUGGUUACUUCAAUGGAACCGCAAAGGGAGGAUCGCCGAAAGCUCGUGUCGCUUCUUACAAAAUUUGCUGGAGUGGUUUUUGCUACGCAGCUGAUAUUUUGGCUGCAUUGGAUGCUGCAAUCAAAGAUGGUGUUGAUGUUCUAUCCAUGUCCAUUGGAAGCAGCGCUACUGAUCUGUUUGACGACAGUACUUCCAUCGGAUCAUUUAAUGCAAUUAGAAAAGGUAUUGCGGUAGUUGCCUCAGCUGGUAAUCAAGGACCCGGGCCGGAGACUAUAAAUAAUGUAGCUCCAUGGAUUUUUACAAUUGGAGCUAGUACAUUGGACCGUAGCUUCAUGAGUUUUCUUGUUCUUGGCAAUCAGAAGCAUAUAAAUGGAUCGAGUCUUUCAACCUCAAACUUGCCGGCCGGAAAGGUUUAUCCUUUGAUCAAAUCAGCCGAUGCAAAAGCUGCAAAUGCAACAGUCCAAGACGCUAUAUUGUGCAAAAACGGAUCGCUAGACCACGCCAAGGUAACAGGAAAGAUUAUAGUAUGUCUUAGAGGAGAUUCAGGAAGAUUAGUGAAGGGAAUGGUGCUUGCAGCUUUAGGUGCAGCUGGUAUGGUUCUAGCCAAUGACCCAAUAAGUGCAAAUGACAUUUCUUCAGAUCCUCAUUUCCUUCCAGCUACUCAUGUCACUUACACUGAUGGUCAAGCCGUUUACAGCUACAUCAAUUCCACCAAAAAUCCUACUGCAUCACUUUCUCCAGUAACACCAGUAUUAGGAAUUCAACCAGCUCCACAAAUGGCUGCUUUCUCAUCAAGAGGGCCUAAUCCACUUUAUCCAGGACUUCUUAAGCCUGAUGUUAUUGCCCCUGGAGUUAACAUACUAGCUGCUUACUCCGGAGCAGGAUCUCCGAGCGAAUUGGACACCGACAAACGUAGAACUCUUUACGGUGUGAUGUCUGGAACUUCAAUGGCUUGCCCUCAUGUUUCUGGUAUUGUUGGUCUUAUCAAAUCAAUCCAUCCAGAUUGGAGUCCUGCAGCUAUCAAAUCUGCCAUAAUGACUACAACUAAAACAAGAGGGAACAAUGGCAAAGCGAUUCUCGACGCAGGCGGUAAACCUGCAACGCCAUUAGCAUAUGGUGCUGGACAUGUACAACCUAACCGCGCAGCAGAUCCCGGACUAGUUUAUGACUUAACAACAACUGAUUACUUGAACGCGCUAUGUGCAAUCGGCUACAACGCCUCAGUCAUCCAAGGAUUCGCAGGUUUUCCCUAUACAUGCCCAAAGAAUUUCACUCUCAACAACCUCAACUACCCUUCAUUUGCAGUCCCAAAUCUAGCCGACCCAGUCGUUGCGACUCGCAGAGUUAAGAAUGUCGGAACUCCUGGAACUUACACUGCCACCGUAAAGGCGCCUGGACAGGUUUCCAUAGUCGUCGAGCCGACAAAACUAACUUUUACUAAAGUUGGAGAAGAGUUGGAGUUUAAGGUUACAUUCAAGCCAACAAUCAAAGGUGCACCUAAGGCCUAUGUGUUUGGGCAGCUCAUAUGGUCGGAUGGCAAACAUAAUGUAAAGAGUCCUCUUGUAGUGAAGCAUGCUUAGGGUUAGUAGGGUACCCUGUGGAUUUAUAUCUGUAUUUGUAUGUGCAAAUAAUUAGCUAAUUAAAGUUCAAUGAUGUUCAUAUAUUACACAUGUUCAUUGUUCAAGUCCAUGGAAAAAUAUGAGAGCGCCUUUUUAGGCGAUUUUUUCAUGGAUGUUUUUGAUUUUUAUAGAUUGGUUGAUUUUUGUAUAGUUCUUGAGCUAAUACAAACUUUUUUUUAUAUUUCUGCAA